Molecule: messenger RNA, 1027 nt
Organism: Arachis ipaensis
Lineage: Eukaryota; Viridiplantae; Streptophyta; Magnoliopsida; Fabales; Fabaceae
Product: RING-H2 finger protein ATL54-like
Source: RefSeq, a predicted model, not a curated record
AAAAGUUGAAGGUAAUGAUAGAGUUUAUAACGCAUUGAAAGGUAAUUAUUAUUCAGGCACCCAUCAUGGCAUCAUACAUAUAUAUAUCCCAUCAUUCCAAAUAAGAACCCAAACCAUGAUGAUGAUAGGUAUGGCUAUUAUUCCAUAUUCCAAUUAGAAAUAGAAAUCUAGUAUUAGCAUCAUCAAUCUUCCAUGGCAAUUUUUUCUAAGCUCUUCCACAAGCUUUGUUACAAAAUCAUAAUCCUAUUGGCAUUCCUUCUGACUGAAAUAAUCAUCCUCAUCAGGAAGCUAAAAUCAUCAUCAUAUACAGGUCCAAUCACAACAAAGAAGUACCUCAGAUUCAUCGAAGAGAAGAACCCAACAAUUUGCUACAGCAAGAAGAGUAGUAAGUUAUUGAAGCUGAAACCGCCACGGCACGUGGAGUGCACGCUAUGCUUGUCGGAGUUCAUGGAAGGGGAGAAGCUGAGGAGUCUGAAAUGCCAACACACGUUUCACAGGGAUUGCUUAGACACAUGGCUCAAAGACUACUGCGCCACGUGUCCUUUGUGCAGGUUAAAAGUGGUGUCCGAUGAUGUUGUUUCCCAGCACCGUGAGCUUAGAAAGCAAGCUGAUUCUAACGGUAACGGUGAACAGCUAACGUAUUUUUUAGCCGUGUUACGUGGCGGUAACACUUUGCAAAGUUAGCUGCCAUUCCGUUGUUUCCAUCCUAGUUACAUGGAGCGCAAUAUGUUUCGACAUGUUAUCUAAUUGGUAGCCAUUACCAUGUAAUGGAACUUAACAUUAACCAUUGUACUUUGAAAUUAUGUUGCUAAUGUUAAGUUUCAAAUUAAGUUGGGCAUAUGUGAUCAUUGUUUCAUUAUGGUGAAUUAGAUCAUUAUUCUUGAGCGGUUCUCAAUUACAAUUGUAGAGAAUGAAAUUCUUUGGAAUAUAUAUUUCCCUUGUGCUGGGAAGAAUGUCUAUGUACUCUGUUCUUUAAUGUAAAGAAAUAUAUUAGAAUCCUGUUAAUAAUUACCUUAGCUUUUAUUAA